GCCCCGGGACCGCCCCGGGACCGCGGAUCGUUUCCGGGUGCGCGGCGGGGCCGCGGCCGCUGCUCCUGGGGCCGUGUCCGCCUGUCCCCCGCUGUCCCCGGCUGUCCCCCGCUGUCCCCCCGGCCCGGGCCGCGGCGAUGGAUUUCUCGCGGUUCCUGUCGGACGAGUUCGAGGUGAAGGGCUGGGUGAACGCGGCGUUCCGCGCCGUGCAGCAGGAGGCCCCGGGCAAGGUGGACGCCCACGCCGCCACCCUAGUGAUGAAGCUGCAGCUCUUCAUCCAGGAGGUGAACAACGCCGUGGAAGAAACAAGCCAUCAGGCUCUCCAGAACAUGCCCAGAGUCCUCCGGGAGUUGGAAGUCUUGAAACAGGAGGCAACAUUUCUGAAGGAGCAGAUGAUCCUUGUUAAAGAAGAUAUAAAGAAGUUUGAAGAAGACACAGCUCAGUCGAUGCAGGUCUUGGUAGAGAUUGACCAAGUGAAGUCUAGAAUGCAGUUGGCUGCCGAGUCACUUCAGGAAGCAGACAAAUGGAGCACGUUAAGUGCAGACAUUGAAGAGACUCUUAAAACACAGGAUGUGUCCCUGAUUUCAGCCAAGCUGACGAGCAUGCAGAGCAGCCUGGCCAUGCUGGUGGACACGCCGGAUUACUCCGAGAAGUGUGUGCACCUGGAGGCGCUGAAGAACCGCCUGGAGGCCAUGGCCAGCCCUCAGAUUGUUGCAGCUUUCAACUCCCAGUCUGUAGAUCAGGCAAAAACGUUUGUUAAAGUUUUCACAGAAAUCGAUCGGAUGCCGCAGCUUCUGGCUUAUUAUUAUAAAUGUCACAAGGUGCAGCUGGUGGCCGCGUGGCAGGAGCUUUGCCAGAGUGACCUAAGCUUGAAUCGGCAGCUGACUGAGCUGUACGACACCCUGCUGGGGACCUGGCACUGCCAGCUCCAGUGGGCAGCACAGGUUUUCAAGAAUCCCCAUGAAAUUGUGACUGUGCUGUUGAUCCAAACUCUGGGAGCACUGGUGCCUUCCAUCCCUGUGUGCCUCAGCACUGCCAUGGAGAGGACAGGCCAGGACACCAAGCUGAGCCAGCUGCUGGAGCUGCACGAGGCCACUGUCCACUUCGCCAAGGGGCUGGAGGUAGCAAUGCUGCCAAACCUGAAGGAGCAGAACCUGGUGAAAGUGAUGGAGCUGGUGGAAGCAGUGUAUGGUCCAUACAAGCCCUACCAACUUGAGUAUGGAGAUUUGGAAGAAGAGAAUCUCCUCAUCCAGAUCAGUGCAGUGCCCUUGGAGCAUUGGGAAGUGAUUGACUGUGUCCAGGAGCUGAACCACUCAGUCAGCAAACUCUUCAUUCUGGCCUCUGGAGCCAUCGACAACUGCAUCAAGCUCACGGAUGGCCUGGGAGUGUGUGGGCUCCUGAAGGCCCUCAAGGCCCUCUUUGCAAAGUAUACGUCUGACUUCACAAACACACUGCAGUCUAUACGAAAGAAAUGUAAACUGGAUGAUGUCCUAUCAGAUUCCCUGUUCCAGGAGGACUGGACUGCAUUCCAAAACUCUGUCCGGGUAAUUACCACUUGUGGUGAACUCCUUCAUCAGUGUGGAGACUUUGAGCAGCAGCUGGCCAACAGGAUUUUAUCAACUGCUGGGAAGUAUCUCUCAGACUCCUACAGCCCUUGUAGUUUUUCUGGCUUUCAGGACACCAGUUCUGCAGAAAAGAAGAGCUCUGUAAAGAAUCCCUGGCAGGAAUACAAUUAUCUGUUGAAGGAGAAUCCAUCUGAGUAUGCCAGUCUUAUGGAAACGCUUUACACUCUGAAGGAGAAAGGUACCAGCAACCACAACCUGCUGUCAUCGUCACGAGCCGCCCUGAGCCGCCUCAACCAGCUGGCACAUCACCUGGCCUUUGACUCCGUGUUCCUCCGGAUCAAACAGCAGCUGCUGCUGGUGCCCAAGAUGGAGGGCUGGAGUUCUGGUGGCAUUGGUGAGACUCUGACAGAGGACCUGCCAAACUUCAGCCUGACCCCUUUGGAAUAUAUCAGCAAUAUUGGGCAAUACAUUAUGUCUCUUCCUCUGCACCUUGAGCCAUUUGUCACUCAAGAGGAUUCUGCUUUGGAACUGGCAUUACAUGCUGGAAAACUGCCGUACCCCCCAGAGCAAGGAGACGAGCUGCCCGAGCUGGAUAACAUGGCUGAUUACUGGCUGGGCUCCAUCGCCAGAGCCACCAUGCAGACGUACUGCGAGGUGAUCCUGCAGAUCCCGCAGCUCACACCGCACUCCACCAAGCAGCUGGGCACGGACAUCGAUUACCUCAUAAACGUGAUGGAUGCCCUGGGGCUGCAGCCCUCGAGGACGCUGCAGCACAUGGUGACCCUGCUGAAGGCCAGGCCAGAGGAGUUCCGCCAGGCUGCCAAGAGCCUGCCCCGCCGCCUGGCCAGCACCAUUGCUGCCAUCAGGGGCCUGGAGGGGUAGCUGUGCCCUCCCUCCUACCAGCCCGAGGGCUCACCUCUUCAGGUUGGUUUUCAUUUCUGAAAGGACAGUGAAAAUACCGCUGGAGACCAGGGGAAUUUAUUUGAGACAACUUUUAAUAAAUGUCUUUGUCUACGAAAA
Molecule: messenger RNA, 2585 nt
Organism: Pseudopipra pipra
Lineage: Eukaryota; Metazoa; Chordata; Aves; Passeriformes; Pipridae
Gene: COG7
Product: component of oligomeric golgi complex 7
Exons: 17
Coding region: 138-2447 (769 amino acids)
Biological process (GO): intracellular protein transport; retrograde vesicle-mediated transport, Golgi to endoplasmic reticulum; Golgi organization
Cellular component (GO): COG complex
Source: RefSeq, a predicted model, not a curated record